Messenger RNA from Girardinichthys multiradiatus, 3594 nucleotides. Its product is annotated as zinc finger protein 260-like. Bases 575 to 2854 code for a protein of 759 amino acids. Gene Ontology annotation, biological process: central nervous system development; regulation of transcription by RNA polymerase II. NCBI's taxonomy places the organism in Eukaryota, Metazoa, Chordata, Actinopteri, Cyprinodontiformes, Goodeidae. Gene Ontology annotation, cellular component: nucleus. The record is from RefSeq and is a predicted model, not a curated record. The transcript has 3 exons. Gene Ontology annotation, molecular function: RNA polymerase II cis-regulatory region sequence-specific DNA binding; DNA-binding transcription factor activity, RNA polymerase II-specific.
UACCAUUUCCAAAUAUGGUAUGGGUCUGUCGUGUGUCGUGUCUGUCCCCGCCCUCCCUGUCAGUUGCAGCGAGGUGUUUUCUGCUGAGUUCCAUUUCUACUCGGAAGAAGGAAUAUCCGACCUCCGAUUAGGACAUUUCAUCUGGAAGCCCCGCGAGAGUCUGAAUUAAGAGUCGGAGAGUCGGAGCAACACGACCAUACCCGACUUCCGCAUUCAAGAUGGUUGCUACUCGCCUAGUGAAACGUUUCUACUGUGACGGUUUUUAGCGGCUCUUUAUUAUUUAUGCAACAUUUACUUUCAGUGUUUAUAAGACGAGAUGUUUCAACGCUGUUUAUAUGCACGAAAUAGCGCGUAGAUCAGUGUUAUUGUUGUAAGGCUGCUGUUACAGUUGUUAUCAACACGAACGAAAACAAGCAGGAAACUGGAACGCUACAACUCGGAAAUGACGUAAGUUCCGACGUCCCAGUUCCGACUUCCGAGGUUCCGCAGCAUUUAUCCUUUGUUCCCUGUUCGUCAGCAGCCCAGAAGCGGGAGUGUUGAUAAAGCUGUAAGAGAGCUGCAGCAGCAGCAGUUGAUGAACUCUGGAAAGAAGUCCAGCAGCUUGAGGAACAUCUGGUCAAAGAAACUGGAGGGAAGCAGGAGCUCAAACAGCGGCAGGACGCAGCAGAGGAAGAGACACCAGAUGAUGGAUGAUGUUUUCCAGCCCAGAUUAGUGCUGGGAGCAGAUGUUAAAGAAGAGGCUCCUGAAGAACAGAGUCCUGAUGUGGAUCAGCAGGAGCCAGAGCCCCUCCAGAUAAAGGAGGAACAGGAGGAACUCUGGACCAGUCAGGAAGGAGAGCAGCUCACUGUGAAGGAGGAGACUGAUACCAGGUUUCCAUUAACUGCAGCUCCUAUCAAGAAUGUUAAAGAAGAGUCUCCUGAUGAACAGAGUCCUGAUAUGGACCAGCAGGAGCUGCAGCACCACCACAUAAAGGAGGAAAGUGAAAGAAUCUGGACCAGCCAGGAUGAAAAACAACUGAAUGUGAAGAAGGAGACUGAUGAUACCAGGUUUCCAGUAACUGUUGUUCAUAUGAAGAGUGAAGAGGAUGAAGAGAAACCUCUGUUCUCUCAGCUUCAUCAACACCAGACAGAAGACAGAGAUCUUCCAAGAAUCAUCUCAACUGACCAGAUAAAAGUAGAAAUUAAAGUAGAGGACUGUGGAACAUCAGUAUCCAGCAGGAACCCAGAUCUAAAUACUCAUGGAGGCUCUUCCAACUAUUCUGAAACUGAAGACAGUGAGGAUGAUGAAGAGGAUGAUGAUGUGAAGCAUCAUGAAUCUGAGCUUAAACGCUUAUCAGACUCUGAAACUGAAGACAGUGAGGUUGAUUGGAAGGAGAGCAGGACUCCAGGAUCAGGCAGAAACGCUGUCAACAAAUCUUUGAGCUGCUCUGAGUGUGGAGGAAAAUUUGCUAACAGACGCUCUCUUCAGAGUCACAUGACAUGUCAUCCAAGAUUAACAUCUUCAGAUUGUUCUGGUAAUGAGACAUGUUUCAGAGAAAAGAAAAACAUAGAUUCACUGACAAAGUUUCAGACGGGUAGUAAAGAUUUUAACUGUGGUGAAUGUGGUAAAAGUUUUAACUUGAAACGAGAUCUCAAAAGGCACACAAAAGUCCACACUGGAGACAAACCUUUCAUUUGUGAUGCAUGUGGAAAAAGAUUUGCCUUCAAGUCAGAUUUAAACAAACACAUGAGAAUCCACACAGGAGACAAACCUUUUAGUUGUGAUGCAUGUGGAAAAAGAUUUGCGUUCAAGUCAGAUUUAAACAAACACAUGAGAAUCCACACAGGAGACAAACAUUUAAUUUGUGAUGCAUGUGGAAAAAGAUUUGCGUUCAAGUCAGAUUUAAACAAACACAUGAGAAUUCACACAGGAGACAAACCUUUUAGUUGUGAUGCAUGUGGAAAAAGAUUUAUUUCCAAGUCAGAUUUAAACACACACAUGAGAAUUCACACAGGAGACAAACCUUUUAGUUGUGAUGCAUGUGGAAAAAGAUUUGUCUACAAGUCAUAUUUAAACAAACACAUGAGAAUUCACACAGGAGACAAACCUUUUAGUUGUGAUACAUGUGGAAAAAGAUUUGCCUUCAAGUCACUAUUAAACACACACAUGAGAAUUCACACAGGAGAUAAACCUUUCAGUUGUGAUGCAUGUGGAAAAAGAUUUGCCUUCAAGUCACAUUUAAACAUACACAUGAGAAUUCACACAGGAGACAAACCUUUUAGUUGUGAUGCAUGUGGAAAAAGAUUUGUCUUCAAGUCAGAUUUAAACACACACAUGAGAAUUCACACAGGAGACAAACCUUUUAGUUGUGAUGCAUGUGGAAAAAGAUUUGUCUCCAAGUCAGAUUUAAACACACACACGAGAAUUCACACAGGAGACAAACUUGUUAGUUGUGAUGCAUGUGGAAAAAGAUUUGUCUCCAAGUCAUAUUUAAACAUACACAUGAGAACUCACACAGGAGAAAAACCUUUUAGUUGUGAUGCAUGUGGAAAAAGAUGUAUCACCAAGUCAAAUUUAAACACACACAUGAGAAUCCACACAGGAGACAAACCUUUUAGUUGUGAUGCAUGUGGAAAAAGAUUUAUCACCAAGUCACAUUUAAACACACACAUGAGAAUUCACACAGGAGACAAACCUUUUAGUUGUGAUACAUGUGGAAAAAGUUUUGUGUCCAAAUCAGAUUUAAACACACACAUGAGAAUUCACACAGGAGACAAACCUUUUAGUUGUGAUACAUGUGGAAAAAGAUUUAUCACCAAAUCACUAUUAAACAGACACAUGAGAAUUCACACUGGAAAUAAACCCUUUGGUUAAGAUCUUUGUGUGGACUGUUUUGGCUUCAAGUCACAAUAGAACAAACGCAAGAAUCCAAACUGGAGAGAAACAUUUUGGUUGUGAUGAAUGUGGUAAAAACUUUACCUUCAAGUGUUGAAGUAUAAUAAAUCUAAUAUGCUUACUGAUUAUUGAGCUGUGUUAUUGCAUAAUCACCACAGAGUUAGGGGUGAUGUGAAAAUACUGAAAGGAGGCUUAUCAAACUGGUUUAGACCAGAGUGCCUGAGCAGUUAAAUUGUGGGGUGGGGGGGGGGGGGGGGGGGGUGGCUGCAGCAGUAUAGAAAAGCAUGUCUAUUGUUGGAAAAUAUUCAAAAUAUUCAUGCUAAGCUUAAAUGAUCUGUAUUGCUAUGCUCAAGUAUGUUUAAUAAUGUGUGAAAUAAAACGUAUUAUGUAACUUAGAGGCCUCCAAACAGGCUUAUAUUUGUGUGUGUUGGACUUAGAUGUCAUUUGCCCAGUAACGGAAGUUAUUUCUGUAUGUACAUCAUCUGCCAAGUAACAGAAGUUAUUUCUAGAAAAACAGGAAGUGCUGAAAAGUCAUGUCGGAGUGCCAGACAGCUCCGGAUGAGAAAAUCAGACAUACAAUUGUAUGUUUUUUCUCUGUAAUGUAUUUUUGUUAUGUACACGCCUUGCUUUUGAAUAAAAACUACUGUUCUGGGGGAAGUAAUAAGAAGUUUCAGGAGUAUUUUGGACGAGCUUCUCCCUGUACAGGCAUCUAAAGACUG